AUGUGUUUGUGCAUGCGCCCAUGAAUGUGUGUGUAUAUAUAUAUGUAUAUGUAUAUAUGCAUACAUAGAUAUAUAUGUGUGUGUGUAUGUGUAUGAACUAUGUGUUUGUGUAUAUGUCCAUGAAUGUGUGUUUAUAUAUGUGUGUGUAUAUGAUGUGUGUGUGUGUGUCCCUGAACUACAAUUCUAAACAGAGUUGAACUACUUAUGGGUGAUGCAGCUAACAUUCUAAACUGACUUUUGAUUCUCCCUUCUCACAGGUUUUCUGAAUCUCAUAACCAGUCAGGGCAGCUUCUAGUUGGUCACUAAGCGUACAGGGGUCCAGUGGUAGUAGUGGUCAGUCAUAAUCCUCUGGGACAAGCCACCAAGGAGCAAGGAAAUUCAUACAUAACAUUUGAUCCCAUUACAUUGCUUCAGCUCUGACUAGGACUGAUUCACGGCCUCCCCGCUGCCUGGUGGAACCCAGGAGCUCCGCGUUGCCCCUCUUGGUUGCUAUGUGUGCUCUCCCAUGCUAGGCUAUGGAGGUGGUGAAGGAGCAGCCCGUCCAGCCAAGCAUAUAUGCAGUGCCUACAGAAGCAAGAUGAGGGCAUCAGAUUCCCUGGAACUGGAGUUCCAGAUGGUUCUGAGUUGCCACAUGAAUGCUGAGAAGUGAACCCAGCUGGGUCCUCUGAAGGAACGUCAGCUUUCUGUUGCUGUAACAAAAAUCCCUGAUAUAAAAAGGAGGAAAGGCAACCUUCUUGCUCCCACAAUGAGAACCACUGUAUUCUACUAUGUCUUCACAGCUUGACAGAUGGCAUUUUAAACUAGCUGCCCAGAAGUUAAAUCUGUCAUCUAAGAAGAAGAAACACCGGCCGUCGACCCCGUCUGUUGCGGAGGCUCCCCUCUUUGCCACCAGCUUCAGUGGGAUCCUGCAGGCCUCACCUCCCCCGGCCCCGCCCUGUCUCCUGAGGGCUGUCAACAAGGUGAAGGACACUCCUGGCAUGGGCAAGGUGAAAGUCAUGCUGCGUAUCUGUUCCGCGUCGGCCCGAGACACCUCAGAAUCCAGCUCUUUCCUGAAGGUGGAUCCACGGAAGAAGCAGAUCACCUUGUACGACCCCCUGACCUGUGGAGGUCACAAUGCCUUCCAAAAAAGAAGCAGCCAGGUCCCUCCCAAGAUGUUUGCCUUCGAUGCGGUUUUCCCACAAGAUGCUUCUCAGGCUGAAGUUUGUGCUGGAACCGUGGCCGAAGUCAUUCAGUCUGUGGUGAACGGGGCAGAUGGCUGUGUGUUCUGUUUUGGCCAUGCCAAGCUGGGGAAAUCCUACACCAUGAUCGGAAGGGAUGACUCUAUGCAGAACCUGGGAAUUAUUCCAUGUGCUAUUUCUUGGCUGUUCAAGCUCAUCAAUGAACGCAAAGAAAAGACAGGGGCCCGAUUCUCAGUCCGGAUCUCAGCCGUUGAGGUGUGGGGGAAAGAGGAGAACCUUCGAGACCUGCUAUCUGAAGUGGCCACAGGCAGCCUACAGGACGGGCAGUCCCCGGGCGUGUACCUCUGCGAGGACCCCAUCUGUGGCACACAGCUGCAGAACCAGAGUGAGCUGCGAGCCCCAACCGCAGAGAAAGCUGCCUUUUUCCUGGACGCUGCCAUUGCCUCGAGGCGAAGCAACCAACAGGAUUGCGACGAGGAUGACCACCGCAACUCCCACAUGCUCUUCACCCUGCACAUCUACCAGUACCGGAUGGAGAAGAGCGGGAAGGGCGGAAUGUCUGGGGGUCGCAGCCGACUGCAUCUCAUCGACCUCGGCAGUUGUGUGAAAGCUCUCAGCAAAAACAGAGAAGGAGGCUCGGGGCUGUGCCUCUCACUGUCUGCCCUGGGCAACGUCAUCCUGGCUUUGGUCAAUGGGAGCAAACACAUCCCAUACAAGGAGAGCAAGCUCACCAUGCUUCUGAGGGAGUCUCUGGGGAACGUGAACUGUCGCACCACCAUGAUCGCACACAUCUCGGCCGCGGCCGGCAGCUACGCGGAGACCCUGUCCACCAUCCAGAUCGCAUCAAGAGUCUUAAGGAUGAAGAAGAAGAAGACUAAGUACACAUCCAGCUCCUCUGGGGGAGAAAGCUCCUGCGAGGAGGGCAGGAUGCGCAGGCCCACCCAGCUGAGACCCUUCCAUGCCCGGGCUCCAGUGGAUCCAGAAUUCCCCCUCGCCCCACUGUCCAGUGAUCCCGACUACUCCUCCAGCAGUGAGCAGUCCUGUGACACCGUCAUCUACAUCGGGCCCAACGGCACAGCCCUGUCCGACAAGGAACUUACUGACAACGAGGGCCCCCCAGACUUUGUGCCCAUUGUGCCGGCCCUACAGAAGACCAGAGGUGACAGCCGGCCCGGGGAGGCAGCAGAGUCUGCGGCCAGCAAGUCAGAAAGGGACUGCCUGAAGUGCAAUACGUUUGCCGAGCUACAGGAGAGACUGGAUUGCAUAGACGGCAGUGAAGAACCCAACCGAUUUCCCUUCGAAGAGCUGCCCGUUCAGUUUGGGCCAGAGCAGGCUGGCAGAUGUACUUCUUUAAGCCAAGCAGCGGGCCCAGAUACACUCUCUGAGUCUGAUAAGGAAGAUAACGGGUCAGACAAUGGCCAGUUGACCGAGAGGGAAGGCUCAGAGCUUCCAACCUCCAAGGUGCAGCCGAUUCGGUCGCCUGGGCCUACAGUGACAGGCAGCAGCAGCCCCAGUCCAGCCUCACCACGGAGCAUCCCAGGCAGCAGUAGCCAGCACAGUACCUCCCAGCUCACACAGAGCCCCAGUCUCCAGAGCAGCCGGGAGAGUCUGGACUCGUGCGGCUUUGUGGAGGGCAAGCCCAGACCCAUGGGCUCCCCGAGGUUAGGCAUUGCCAGUCUAUCCAAGACCUCAGAGUACAAACCUCCCAGCUCUCCCUCUCAGAGGUGCAAAGUCUACACCCAGAAGGGGGUCCUGCCCUCCUCUGCCCCACCACCUUCCCUGAGCAAGGACUCUGGCAUGGUCUCCAGCGAGUCCUUGCUUCAGCCUGAUGUGCGUACUCCCCCGGUUGGAAUGAGUCCCCAGGUUGUGAAGAAAUCCAUGUCCGCUGGGAGUGAAGGGUUUCCCGAACCCCUAGUUGGAGGAGAGCACCAGGGAGGCCCUCCUGCAGACUCAAAGAAGGAGAUUCUGAGUACCACCAUGGUGACCGUGCAACAGCCUCUGGAGCUGAACGGAGAGGACGAGCUGGUCUUCACACUCGUGGAGGAGCUGACCAUCAGCGGGGUACUCGACAGCGGGCGCCCCACCAGCAUCGUCAGCUUCAACAGCGACUGCUCCGUGCAGGCCCUGGCCUCAGGCUCCCGGCCCGUCAGCAUCAUCAGCAGCAUCAGUGAGGAUCUGGACUGCUACUCCAGCAUGGCCCCCGUCUCGGAGGUGAGCAUCACACAGUUCCUGCCGCUCCCCAAGCUGGGCCUGGAGGAGAAGGCUCAGGAAGCAGGUAGCCGGCGUUCCUCCAUCAGCUCGUGGCUGAGCGAGAUGAGCGCGGGCAGUGACGGAGAGCAGUCGUGCCACAGCUUCAUAGCACAGACGUGCUUCGGGCACGGGGAAGCCAUGGCUGAACCGCCCCCAGCCUCUGAGUUUGUCAGAGGCAUCCAGAACGCGGCGCCGGCGGCAGCGACAGCGGCAGUGGUGUGCAGAGAGAAGACCGAGGUGGGCCCUGACAACCUGCUCAUCCUGUCUGAGAUGGGGGAAGAGUCUGUUAACCAAGCCACUCCCAUCAAAGGCUGCAAAAUCUCUACCGUGGGCAAGGCCAUGGUCACCAUCUCUAACACUGCCAGUCUGAGCAGCUGCGAGGGGUAUAUCCCCAUGAAGACCAACAUCACGGUUUACCCCUGCAUUGCCAUGAGCCCCAGAAACGUGCAAGAGCCUGAGCCCUCCACUGCCGCUCCAAAGGCAAGCCCCAAAACAUCUCAGUUCCAGGAGAGCAAGGAAACCAGUACAAGGAGGGAGAUGAAAUUUGAGGAUCCCUGGCUUAAACGAGAAGAGGAAGUGAAAAGGGAGAACACUUACUCAAGCGAGGAAGGGGUGAAGUGUGAGACAAGCUCCCCGAAGACUGAAGGUAAGUCAGAGCAAGAACUGGAUAGCAGGCCUGGCUCAGGCAACAGGCUAAGCAGCAGCAGCUUGGAGGCAGCCACCUUUCAAGUGACCGACAACAUUAGGAGGGUUGUGGAUGGCUGUGAGAUGGCCCUGCCUGGCUCGGUGGCCCAGAGUCCCCUCCAUGCCAACAGAAACCUAAAGUCAAGCAGCCUCCCAAGGGCAUUUCAGAAAGCCGACAGGCACGAGGAGCUGGACAGCUUCUACCAUUGCUUGGCAGACAGCAAUGGCUUCAGUGCUGUCCCGGGCAUCCAGUCCUCGAAGACAACCCUGGAGAGGAAAGUAGCUUCACCCAAGCAUUGUGUCCUGGCAAGACCCAAAGGGACCCCGCCUCUGCCUCCUGUCCGCAAGUCUAGCUUGGACCAGAAGAACAGGGCCAGCCCUCAACACAGUGCUGGUGGCAGCAGCACCAGCAGCCCCCUGAACCAGCCAGCUACCUUCUUGGCUUGCUUCCCUGAGGAGUCCAACAGCAAGACUAAGGAUGCCAGUAGCAGCAGUAAGCUCUUCAGCGCCAAGCUGGAGCAGCUGGCCAGCAGAACCAACUCUCUUGGCAGGACAACAGUCAGCCACUAUGAAUGCUUGUCGUUGGAGAGGGCCGAAAGCCUGUCGUCCGUAAGCUCCCGCAUGCAUGCCAGCAAAGACAGUACCAUGCCCCGCACUGGCAGGAGCCUGGGUCGCAGCACAGGAGCCUCGCCACCCAGCUGUGGCAUCACCCAGUCUGCAGGGGCCUCUCCCAAAGCCAGCCAGUCUAAGAUCUCAGCGGUGAGCAAACUCCUGCUGGCCAGCCCUAAAUCCCGCAGCAGCCUGUCCACCUCGACCACCAAAACCCUCAGCUUCUCCACCAAGUCCCUGCCGCAGUCUGUGGGCCAGAGCUCCAACCUACCGCCCAGCGGGAAACACAUGUCCUGGUCCACGCAGUCGCUCAGCAGGAACCGGGGCUCUGGGCUGGCUUCCAAACUGCCUUUAAGAGCCGUCAAUGGGCGCAUCUCGGAACUGCUCCAGGGCAGUGCGGGCCCGAGGGGUGCACAGCUUCGGGCAGAGGCGGAGGAGCGCAGUGGGGCCCCCACGGAGGAAAAGCCCGCAGCCGCCCACCUGCUGCCCUCGCCCUACAGCAAGAUCACCCCUCCGAGGAAGCCGCACCGCUGCAGCAGUGGGCACGGUAGUGAUAACAGCAGCGUCCUGAGCGGGGAGCUGCCCCCUGCCAUGGGGAAGACUGCCCUGUUCUACCACAGCGGCGGCAGCAGUGGCUAUGAGAGCAUGAUGAGAGACAGCGAGGCCACCGGCAGCGCAUCCUCGGCCCAGGACUCCAUGAGCGAGAACAGCAGCUCCGUGGGAGGGAGGUGCAGGAGCCUCAAGACCCCAAAGAAGCGGUCCAAUUCAGGUUCCCAGAGACGGAGGCUCAUUCCAGCAUUGUCUCUUGAUACCCCCUCGCCUGUGAGAAAAACAGCCAGCAGCACAGGGGUCCGCUGGGUGGACGGCCCCUUGAGGAGCACCCAGAGGAGCCUUGGGGAACCAUUUGAGAUCAAAGUCUAUGAGAUUGAUGACGUUGAGCGUCUACAGCGACGUCGGGGAGCUACCAGCAAGGAGGUCAUGUGCUUCAAUGCCAAGCUGAAAAUCCUAGAACAUCGGCAGCAGAGAAUCGCUGAGGUCCGAGCCAAGUACGAGUGGCUGAUGAAAGAGCUGGAGGCGACCAAACAGUACCUGAUGCUGGACCCCAACAAGUGGCUUCGUGAAUUUGACUUGGAACAGGUCCUGCAGCUGGAUUCCCUGGAGUACCUAGAGGCACUGGAGGGAGUGACAGAGCGCCUAGAGAGCCGUGUCAACUUCUGCAAGGCCCAUCUCAUGAUGAUCACCUGCUUUGACAUCACCUCCAGGCGUCGGUAAGGACCGAUGGGCUCCGAGCCAUCAGUCCCCCUGUCCCCAGGACUUCAGCAGGACACCGCCCUCCCAGGCCCCUCUGUGCUGGCAACACUCAAGACAACAGGACGAGGAUGAAGGUUGGUAGCAAGUCUGGAGUGAGCGUGGAGCGAAAGGCGAUGUUUCCUUUGUUUGCUGUAGGAAAGGAAGGUACAGACACCAACAUGUGGAAGGAGAAAAUGAUGGGAAGCCCCGUGGGACUGAGAAAGCACUUUGAGGAACCUUGAAGAACUCUGUACAUAGGACCGCUAGCAAAGAGACUCUUACCUUGCGGCUGUGAGAAAGGGGAGGGUGACGUGGGAUUACCAUGGAAAGCGAAACACCAACAAGACGACCCAGAAUGAUGGAUUAAGUGCCUUGCAAAUCUUUAUGAUUAUCCAAACAUUUGUGUUCGUACUUUCUUGUGUCCAGAUGGUGCUAGUCAAGAAGAAAAUCAACAAAACAGAAAACUCAACCCAGUUUUUGAAAUGUAUCUACGGCUUGUUUUCUCAUGUUUCUGAUUUGCUGUUUUGUUUCCGAGAAGUUGUGUUUGUAGUGAUGUCUCCUAAUCCGUAUUGCAGCUGAAUAAAUGUUACCUGUCUUUCAUGGCUAUUCUGGUAAGGCCCCUCAGAAUGGAAAUCACAUUGGCGUGAGCUGGUGUGUUUCCCAGGGAGGUUCGGAAGGACAGGUGAUAGGAGAUGCCACCUUCCAUAAACAGCAGGUCAGCUGGCAGACCCAGGGUCAGGCAUGGAAGGGGCGCACAUGAGCUUUAGUGACAAGGAAAGGAUGUCUUUAAGGGAAAGAGUGACCUGAGCCCCUGUUUCUGUUUGUUUCGUGUGCUCAUGGCUCUUGAUACAAACUCAUGUUCCUUUCUAAUCCAAAGACUCUGGGUGGGAAUCUUGAACGACUCCAGCAGAGUCCCAUUUCUUUGUUUUCUGUGGUGUAGCUGAUCCAGGGUGGGGCUGUCUGCAUUGCGACUCUCUGGGCUCACACAGGCAUCGGGUUGUGUCGCUUUCUGCCACCCAGAGUCCUGUCCAGUAGUAAGAGGCCAACUCUCCCCUGUCCUAAAGCCUCUGUGGCUUGUCCCUGCCACCUUGGUAUCCUGAGGCAGAGAGAGGAACCCCAUCCCUAAAUUCCAGACUCUACAUACAUAGGGCAGAGUGGAGAUCUAGAUCUUGCUUCCCCCUAAAACUGAGGACUUUAUUCUCAAAUUACCCACUUCUUUCAGGAUUGUUGGACCACGUUAGGGAUAUAGGACCGAGGCAUAGAAUGGCCAGGCAGUCUACAGGCCCCUGGAACAAGAAUUCCCCUCUCUCCCAGAGCCUUGCAGUCUGCCUGUGCAAACCCAAGCUCGGGGGUUCGGAGAGAGGACUCAGAAUCCUCACCCUCUCUGUGGGAGAGGGCCAGCCCCACUCACCCACUCCUCGACCCCAGAUGCUCCCCAAGGAGAAAGAACUUUGUAUUUCUGAAUCAGCCCUUUUGCUGGACACCGGAUUCCCAGCACAGCAUGGUGUGUGGUCAGCAGAACUCAUCACAGAGGAGUCUUGUGAGUGCCAUGGCACCUGAUCCUUCCGUCAGAACAGGGCACAGAUAAGACCACCGGCUUGACUGUCUCAGAGGUCAGCCUGGUGGACCAAAAGCUAACCCUGUGAGUCACAAGUCCUGCUUUGCACAUUCUUAGGCAAAAGGGUCCCAAGCUGCUGGCUGAAUGGCCUAAGCUCUGGAAUGGCCCGUUUCCCCUUGUGUGUAACUUCCAGCUUUAACAAGUGUGUCUCCUAGAGAAGCGGGGCCUUCUCAGAUCUUCCACAGCUCCACCCCAGUGCCAUUCCGCAGGAGUCCUGGGCUCAGGGCCCACCUCAGCCUCAUAACACAUGUGUGCAUGGGCCUGCUUAAGAGCCAUGUUCUUGGAAGCUUCUAUACCCACAGGGAUGCCAAUACUUUGAACAUCUGUUUUGAUUGCUGGUUUGAAAUAUACUUCUGGUUUUUUUGUUUUGUUUGUUUUUUUAGUGGAAGGCCUUGAUUUGGGAAACAUCUUUAAAAAGCAAGCACGCCUGGGUUUCUUUUCCGUGCUCAGGAGCAAAUGUAUUUGAUUUGUAAUCCAUGAGCUCGGCUUUGGGGCCUGCUGCCUUCUCCCUUAGCCCUGAGGUCAUCGGGCCCCAGUGAGUACGUCAGCAGGCCACCAACAAAGCCCAGUGCCUUUGCUGGAGUAAGACUGUGCUGACUCAUCUGUCCAGAGCAGACUCUCAGUCAGCAGGUUCUCCUGGGAGCGCCCCGACCCCUGCCUCCCACUCUGAUCUGCUUGCACACACUCCAAGCAUAGGCUUCAGCUUGGCCAUGUUACCAGGGUUACUUUACCAAGCCAGGUUAGCGUCCCAGGAGGACACAUCCACGGGACCCAGUGGUGCAGGGAGAUGUGUGUGUAGUAACGCACAUCUCUUGUCCAUUCUAAUAGCCACCCCACCCCCAAAGUAAACUUUAAACAUCUUCUUCUACCACACAGCUGUCUUUGCUGGUGCGCCUGUGCAGAACUCCUGCUCCCCGCCCCGCCUAUGAGCUGCCGAUGGGAGUACAGUUCUUCAGGCACCAAGAUGUAGUCCUGGCAUCUGAAGAUUGUGCCAGUGUGAGGUGGCUCCAGGCUGGGCUCGAGGAACAAGCAAAACAAACACAGAGGAACAAAGGGAUGGUUAAAGAACUCAUUUCUAACUCAUUAUCUGUCCAUAGAUGGCCCCAAAAUGUUUCCUUGAAAUUAACAUUUAGGUACCUAAUGCCUUAUUUAAAUUCUGUCCAUUCCCCCACAACUGCAGCUGAUGCUGGAUUUUACAAUCCUAAUAAAUCCGUAUAAAAGACACACAAUCCAGACAUUCUAACUAUAAGCCAUAUACCUAGACUGGCCAUAUCUAGAGCUACACUAACUUAUUCCCCACUAUUAGACCCCGUUACUUGAUGCUUCUCCUGGUACCUGGUUCUUGUCUAUGGCAGCUUCCUCCUCCACCAUCUUCUCUUCCUCCUCCCCCCCCCCCACCCCUGUCCUGUCCCAACCUUCAACUCCCUCUUGAGCUUCUAAGCCCCGCCUUUCCCCUCCACUGCCCAAUCGGAGGCUCUCACCUUUUAUUGACAGUAAAAUUGGGGAGGAGAAGGUUCACGUGGCAUCUCUUCAGUGUGUGAUGGUCUGGGCACCGCUUCCAGUGUUAGCAUUAGGAUACAAGCAGCACCAGGCCAACCCACCAGGUCUAGCCCUCCUUCGAAGAAUCUAGUGUGAGGUAGAAGCAUUUGCAGCCCAAGUAAAACUAAAAUCUGAAACAGGGGCACCAUUCUCCUUACCUCACCUCACCUGGGCCAGGGAACAGGCGUUGUUGCUCUGAGGGAGCCCGCAUUUGCUUUCAAUACUCGCCUAAGCGGUGGCAGCUUUGAUCUAAUCCCUGAACCCUUCUGGACACCUCAGGAAGCUGUCUCUAACUUUCCUCUCAGCAGAGUUGAAGCCCACAGAGCUCUCUUGUGGUUUCACCUUCAGUUGCUCUCCUGAAUUUGGAGAACCUAAGAUACAGUUUCAGAGACGGAUCUCCUAAUGACACGGCAAUGACCCAAGUAAUGACCCCCAGGCAGGAAGAUGGCUCCUGAGCUAGAGACCAGUGUACGGAACACCACACAGCACCAGGAAAUGGGGCAAAGGGUGGGCAGCAGGGAUGCUCAUCCAGUGGGAACCAGGUCCCAUUUGCCACAAAUCAGCUUUAAGCUGGGGGGUCUAACAUCCAGGAAGGAGCUUGCAUCCUCUGUAAGGAGGUGCUUUAAAAGGAUCUAACACUCAGAUUGUGCUCACUGCAAGGAGUUCCAGUCAAUCUUUGAGCAAGGAAAGCAUCUGCCGUGUGGGUGGGGAUCUCACAUCCUUGGGGAACAUCCGGCUUCUCUGGCCUUCAGAGUCUCAUGCUCCUUAUGGAUUAGGGUUCAUUCAUGUGCCUUCCUCAGAGCUUUGUAUUUCAAGCCUGCCAUCUGCCCUUGACUUCCUGGUGGAGAAGGUGAGGUUGGUAAGAGCCCACAAUUUGCUCAGUGCAAACAUGGCCUUUGCUGAUUUGAACAGAGUUCUUUGGGUUUCCUUAUUCCACCAAGAAUUCAAGUCUGUAAAAGAAAUUACUAAAAACGAUUUCUUUCCAAAAUCGAAAACAGAUUUCCUGAAUGUUGUUCUUUCCUUGGGACAUAUGCAAAAACAUUUCCUCCCUUUUAGGGUGGUUUAUCUUUAAAACCCAAAGCCAGGGUCUGUUAGAUACAUGUUGAAAACCCAGGGUUCUGUGAGUUGAUGCUGACUAAGCCAUCCACGGUCCUCGUCUUUACUGUCUCCCUGCCACUGCCCAGAUUCGGCCCAGGUUUCCUCAUCGAAAGGGGUGUGCUUAGUGCUAACACAUGUGUGGCAGUGGGAAAGGCCAACACAGCCCCCUGCUCUUCUCUGUGCCAAGUUAAACAGCUGAAGGCAAGUUUCACAGACAUGCUUGGUAAAUGGUUCUAAAUUUUUUCCCAAGUGAUAGAAAUAUAGCGUUCUUCCACCGUAUAGAGAUUACCACUCUCCUGGACGGCGUCUGUAACCUCUUUACAACAUUUCAGAGCUAUUUGUAAAAAUUCAUGAAUUGUACUGUUUAGCCAUCCUCCUGAUGUGUCAGACAGAAUAUAUUUCUGAAUGACAAACUGCAUUAUUUCCGUAAGAAUAAAAGCAGGUUUAUAACCCAGGAAACUUUCUUAAAUCCAAUAUAUCCUCUCCAAAAAAAAAAAAGUUUUGAAAAUUUCUAAGAGUUAAUUUAUCCAUUCCUAAACAACAAACACAUUCUACGUUGGGGUGGCCCUUUGCAAAACCUGAGGGGAUACCACAACGUUGGGCAUAGUGUGGCACUGUGGGAAGGGCUUAAUAUUCUCCACAUACAACCAUUACUGGUGUCCCAGGGAACUUGGCAUGUCAAUCCCAGAGUCUGCUUUAUGUACAGAGUCUCCUGCCGCCUUUCCCCACACUGCCAGCCUCCUACACUGCCAGGCUUGACUUAAAGAGACAUCAUUGAUUUGUCACCUCAGAAUGUUGUCCUGUCGCACCACUUGUGUUCCUAGAUCUAUUGAUGGGUCAUAGUCAGGAACGCCCUCCAUGUGUUCUGUGUUUGCUCAGUCCGUGUUUUGUCUUUUUCUUCUGUUGUUUUUUUUUUUCACUCCAGCAAAGUCUAUUAGCAGAGACAUGGGCCAGGGAAGAGCAGAAGGACACAGACAGGUGUGGGAUCUCAUCCUCAGAGUGCAGAACUUUGCUCUGAAUCUCAGCUGUCCCUCCAGCAAGCAAUGGGACUAAGACAAAGCUCUCCCUUUCAAGUUGGCAUGGCGGUCAACUUGGAAAUCAGGUUCCACAAGCCUUCAUAACAAAGGAUCCAGGCUCCUCCAACUGGGUCUCCACUCAGCCCCUGAGGAAAGUCUGACAGUAUUAAGUUCUACUCAUCCCCAAGACCCCCAAGUGGUCCUCACCAUGGAUAGAUGUUGUAGCUAUCUGUUCUUAAGAAACCAAAGCACUUUAGUGAGUCAUACAUCCCAUGAUACUUAUGGUGUGUGUCCCCUGAGAGGUGGAAGGGGCUUGGGCUAGGUCUCAUUCGAGGAGCAACCAGAGCUAGGAGGAAAAGCCUGGAGCCGGGAAGCAGGGAGCUGGGGCCAUAUCUGCACCACCACGAGCUGUGAACCUUGGGUGGGUCACUGCAUUUCACUGGGCCCCCUGUAGACGGUUGUAGGAAGGUCAUAAAAGCUACCCUCCUAGGAUCACAGAAAAGGAAGGAAAUAGGGUAACUGGUGGGACGUGCUCUGAAGAAAUCAGAAACCCUCUCCAGAGGUAAGGGAGGAUCAUCUGUAGACGAAGAAGUUGACAUGCAUAGUCACUGCCUGGCCAGGUUCACAGAACAGUCUCACAGCAGAACUGGGGCAUGAGCCCAGCCACCUGGACUGUCCCUGUUAGAGCACCUUUCACCCAGGGUGUGUACAUGAACAUGUGCUGCUCCUGUGGGCCAGUGUGUGCACAUACGUGGGUGUGUUUGUACAGGGGCUGUGCAACACAGAUGAACGUAGCAUGGAAACUCCGAGUCCUAAUUCCCCUUUUACAGUAGACCUAUCUGUGGCCUGGGGCACACCACCAACUCUUCUGGACCUCGGAUUUUCUAAGUUGUAUAUGGAGGACAUUGUGUGGUUCUUCCAGCUUUGGCUAUGAGAGCCCAUAACGGGUGAUGUAUGUAUGUAUAUAGCGAUAUGCUUAUCUGUAGAAACGGGCCCAUUGGGAAACUGGAGACAAGGCCUGCCCGAGUGCAUUGAUUUGCAUCAGAAUCGGCAACGCCACAAGUCCAUAAGCCUUCAUUUUCAGACUCGAUGGGAUGGUGGCAUUUGCCGUCAUUGUUUCAAAUUCACUGUCGAACUGGGUAGAGGAUUGGUGCUGUUUUCAAAACGAAGUUCUUAGCUCACAAGUGUUUGCUGUUAACUUUUUAAAACACGAGUCGUUUGUUCAAUAGUCAAAAUUUUAACUCUUCUGCCUCGGGCAGGUCCCCAACAGCCUGUUUUGCAGGCUGGGUUUUGUGUAUGGGCUUUUACAUAACUAUAUAAAAGUUAGCUGUUGGCUUGAUCACGGUAAAUAGGAACAGAUUGUCUGGAGAACAGUCCAGAGAAGAAUUGAAUUCUAUAGUUCUCGUCAACUGGUGACAUGAAACCAUUAAACUGUGUGCGGUUCCCUGGUGUGAAGAUGUUGUUCGCUGGCUACGGUCUCUGACUUUGUGGCAUAUGAGGUAUAAAAUGUUGUAAAAAAAAAAAAUCUGGUGUUUAAAAGAAUCAAACUAUGGUGGCAUUAAAUGUUCACUUUUAUUCUA
This is a messenger RNA of Rattus norvegicus (Norway rat), 12862 nucleotides long. The record is from RefSeq and is a predicted model, not a curated record. Lineage: Eukaryota; Metazoa; Chordata; Mammalia; Rodentia; Muridae.